Gryllus bimaculatus (two-spotted cricket) is the source of this 4363-nucleotide messenger RNA. Lineage: Eukaryota; Metazoa; Arthropoda; Insecta; Orthoptera; Gryllidae. The record is from the annotation of a GenBank genome assembly.
AAAGAUACAUGAAAGUGGUAUGUUGAUUGGCAGUUUUAUUGUUUAAAAUAUAUACAUUUCUGGAGUUGGCAAUAUGUUUGCCAAGGUUGGCAAUGACUGACAGGUGUGCGUAUGUGCCGAACAUACAAAAGAUGACGUUUUCAUAACCUCUAGUCCCCCAGCCCUGCUUUGUGCAGUUUAAUCUUGUUCAAGUUUCUUGUAAUGAGUUUAUGACCAUGUUGCGAAAUAGAAAGCGCGUUACCUUGAAAACUGUAAAAGAAUUAGAUGCAUUCCCCAAGGUACCAGAAACAUUUCAAGAACCCACACCCAUUGGAGGCACAUUGUCUUUGGUUACAAUGAUCUUAAUGGCAGCCCUAGUGAUCUCUGAGAUUAAGUAUUUUUUAAGCAACCGGGUUGUUUUCAAAUUUUCACCUGAUACUGAUUUUGAUGCAAAACUAAAAAUAAAUGUCGAUCUGACAGUUGCAAUGCCUUGUGCAGUUGUUGGGGCAGAUAUUUUGGAUUCUACUAGCCAGAAUGUCUUGCAAUUUGGUAGUUUGGAACAAGAGGAUACAUGGUUUGAACUAGACUAUCAUCAGAGGACUCAUUUUGAUGGAAUGCGUUAUGCCAACUCGUAUCUUCGUGAAGAAUUUCAUGCAAUUCAAGAUCUUUUGUGGAAUUCUCAACAAACAACAUUAUUUGGGGACAUGAUGAAGAGGUCAUCUAACCCUCCAUAUGAUCCAGAUGCAUGUCGAAUAUUUGGCUCACUGGUGCUUAAUAAAGUAGCUGGAAACUUCCACAUUACUGCUGGACGUUCUUUAGCAUUGCCGCGUGGACAUGUACACAUUUCAACAUUCAUGUCCGAUUCUGAUUUCAACUUUACUCAUCGCAUUCAUCGAUUUUCAUUUGGUGACCCCAGUCCUGGCAUUGUUCAUCCUUUGGAAGGGGAUGAGAAGAUUGCUACUCAAAAUAUGAUGUUAUUCCAGUAUUUUAUUGAUGUAGUUCCAACUGAAGUGGAAACAUUCCUGACACAAGUUAAUACCUAUCAGUAUUCAGUGAAAGACCAUGAACGGCCUAUAGAUCACAAUAAAGGCUCACACGGCAUCCCAGGAAUAUUUUUUAAAUAUGAUGUCAGUGCGCUGAAAGUGCGUGUAAGCCAGCAACGUGACUCCUUUGGCCAAUUUCUUGUGCGUCUCUGUGCAUCUGUAGGUGGCUUAUACGUCACAUCAGGGCUGAUAAAUAGUCUCAUUCAAGUGAUUAUCGAUCUGUUGACUUGUCGCAGCUUUUGGAAAACAAAUGAGAAGGCUAAUAAUGCAUCAGCUGCAACCCCAGUUAUUGUUACAUCAGUAAUUGAUCCUCUUUUGACAAAGAUGGACUCCAGUUUACCUUCUGUUUCUCUUUUACCUCCUGACAUCAUCUCUGACAUAAAUCCUAAACAGCCCCUCAACUGAUAUGUGUUCUGUGAGCAUUUACUGUUUUGCAACAUGAGCCACUGCUGUAUUUUGAACCUAGACGAUGUAAUUGGAUAUAUUCAUUUUAACAUUCAAUUAAUUGAAUACAAAAUAAUAAAUUGCUUCUUUUUAGUAGUAUAUAAAAACUACAAAAUUUUUUUUUGUUAUAUCAACAUCAUGAAAUUAAUAUCAGUCUUAAAUGUGUUAUUGUAAAAAUUACACCAUUAGGUGUGUGGAGCAAAAGUUAGGUUGAGUUCUGAGAAGAAUGUAGCUUUUUAAUUACUCAUUUUCCUGAAUUGGUUAUCCACUUUACUAUGUCUUUUUGGUGCUAUAUCCUGUUUGACACUCCUUGUCUUGGUCAUUUCUUGUUUUUUGUUAAAUAACAAAAUGGAACAUAACAUCUUAGUCAAAUAAUUCUAUUUUAUACUUUUAUGAGGAUUUCCAAGAAUAGUCAUAAUGAAAUCUCUUUAGGCAAGUGAUGAAUGGCUGUGAAUUCUGAAAUUGUUACAAGUAUUUUUUUGUCAUCCUUGAGUAUUAUUUUGCAUAAUCUCUGAUCCUGCCAUUCAAGGCAAAUUUGAGUUUUUUGUUUCACUUCCUAUAUCACGGCCUAAUUAUUAAGCUUUACAUCCAAAUUCAAAAAAACUUAUCCCCAGCUUUAUAUCUGACUGGUUAGAGUAAAAAUAAUAUUUAGAAUGAUUUAUCAAGAAAAAUUAUUGUGGUUUGCUAUUUCCUGCCACAUUGUGCAUUUGAGAAAACAAUAAUGACUUUGACUGAAUUUUAAAGAGUAAACUAUUGGCACUGCUUUUGUGUUGCUAACAGUCUCCUGACCUGUUUUGUCAUCCUUGUUUAGACUCGUGUCAAAAUAAAUAUUUUGAAUUAUUCCUGUGAAGUCAAUAUAUGCAGUGGUUCAUCUUGUAUCUUCUUUCCUGUUUGUUGUCUAACUGGUUUUAGAAAUAAGGAAAAUAUCCUAUGAAAGUUCAGAUAGUUUUUAAAUUUAUUGAAGAUAUGUAAAUAUACACAGGUUUCCCUGAAUGGGCAACUAUUUGAUACAAAAAGAUAUUUAUUUUCAAUCGAUUUUAUACAGUAUUUUGUACCAUCAAGAAAGUAACACAGUAUCUUUCUGGAGAAAGGCCUUAUUAUAUCCUAUGUUUUGUGAAAGUUACCUGUUCAAAAUUACUUUUUCAUUACUAUUUUAAUUUUAAAAUUUUUUGAAAAAUACUAAUUAUUUAUAUUUUUUCCAAGAGUUUUAGACAUUGUUUAAUUCAGUACUUUCCAUUAUGAUUUUGUUUUCAGAAAUUAAACCAUGUUGUGGUGUCUGUGUUAAGUGUUUUGAGUGUAAUGAUGCAAUAUGUAUGUUCCAAAAAUAAUUGUAGCCUAGGCACAUUUUUUGCCCCAUUGGAAUUACAGGAGGUGCACAAACCCAAGUCUGUCUAAUGAGAUAGGCUGUAAAACUGUUUUGAGAUAUAAUAUAUAAGGUAGUAUAGUUGAGAUUGAUGUGUUAUUUUAUUCGAUAUAAGAUACAUGUAAUUUAGUGAACUUUUACUUUUUUACAUUUAUCUACAAAAAUCGUUAUCUUUUUCUCACUGGUUUACUCUUAUUAUUUGUAUUUUCCAUUUCUAAUGUCGCUGUAUUUGUAGUGAACUGUAAGUUCAAUUGUUCCUGUUUUAGAUAAUGAAAUGUUGCAAUAAUUUUUAAUUUGUUAAGAACAAUUUACUUGUGCACUUUCACAGUGGGUGUUCAAGUCUUUUGCAUUUAUUUGUUGUGCUUAAUUUUAAGUGCUCAUAAUACUCCCUAUUCACAAAUACUUCCAAUUUCAAGAUUUCCAAUUGAGAUUUAAAACACAAAUUGGUUUCCUGAUUUAAAUCAAGAGCUUCUGAAUGAUUGAUUGAUUCUUAAAAUGCAAUAAAAGAAUAAGAGGAAUUUAGAUGAUAUAUUUAUUAGAUUUAUAAUAAUUUUCCAUUCACAAAAUUUUUUGUGUUAUUUAUUAGAGAAUUUUAUUAGCAGUUGAAGAGGAGAUGUUUGUUUUAUCCUAUCCUAAUCCUAUGUAAGUAAUUCAUGCUAAUUUAGGUAAAAAUUAUUAUCUAUAUUUUUAGGAGAUCUUUUAUUAUUUAAAUCAGUCGUGAUUACCUCAAAUUAAUUUCAAGACGUAAUGAAAAGAACCAAAUAUAAAAUUAGAAGUAUGAAAACUCUAGUGGUGGUUGACCAGCAUCUUUCUCACAUGACAUUUUCUUUUUAUAAUGUGACUAUUUAUGCAUAGUUCUCACAUUUCAAUAGGAAUCGCCAACUUCCACAGUGAAUCUGACAACACCCAACACUUGCAAAUAAUUAUAAUGUUAAGGAAAAAUAUGAAUAGGAUCGUAUCCAGUUUUCUUGGUGUUUAAGUUGAUUGUGUUGGUUGAUUUUCUUAAAAAAGUAAUAAUUAAAAACUUCUUUUUUGUCCAAGUGUUUUAAUGUUUUUUCUAAGGAACCACAGGGAGGAGACUGGUUGGAGGACAUUUUUCACAAUUUGAUGUGAAGCUAUAAGUUAAUCAAAAGUAUUGUGAAAAGACUUAAAACUCAGUGGAAUAGGGUUUUUCAUUCUGUGUCAUAUUUAGGGGUGUUUCUUUAGGAAAACAAGAGUGAUCUGAAUUUCAAUUUGUGUUUGAUUGUUGAAAGCCAUUAAUGUUUCUCCAAGUAACUACUUGCAUUUCAUUGAAAGGCCUUUCAAAAAACACACGUCAUAUUUAAAUCCUUUACCAAAGCAGUAGUUCUAGUAUUUGUGAAUAGCUAGAGUAUUAAAAAUCAGUCUGAGAACUGUUUAUUGUAUUUAUUUUGUUCACUGUCAAGUCUUUCCAGAGUGUAAGAAUGCAGGUGUUCAGCUUGUGAUACUGAUCUCGAGGGCUUUGCAAUUUUGUGGUGUUUUUGGUUUUGAGAAAUACACUACUUGAGGCAUGAUA